Messenger RNA from Hyaloscypha bicolor E, 729 nucleotides. RefSeq lists its product as uncharacterized. The transcript is spliced from 2 exons. Lineage: Eukaryota; Fungi; Ascomycota; Leotiomycetes; Helotiales; Hyaloscyphaceae. The record is from RefSeq and is a predicted model, not a curated record. Bases 1 to 729 code for a protein of 242 amino acids.
AUGUCAAAUUUAAGAUAUGACCAGAUGCAGAUUUCGGCUCUGAGGGAAAAGUGCUGGGACUGCCACCUAGAUGUGUCUGGAGACAAGCCGACCCUGGUAGCCAGACUUGUAACGUUCGAGAUCGAGAACAUUGAGGCAGAACUUAAUCGAAGCGAGUGUACCGACGAUUAUACACCAAGAGAGAACUGCAUUGAGCUCAAAAAGAGUCUCCAGCUUGCUAUCGUAGCGAAAGCGGACCAGGUCUACAACGUCAAGAAGCAGUACCUUUUGGAUGAAGUAGAGGAGAUCAAGGCCGAGCUUGCGUCUAUCAAGGAGGAGCGAGAUGAAGAGAGGAUCCGGGGUAUGAAGCGGUACAACUGGACGGAAUCGUUGACCAAGGAGAACGGGAAGGCUGUUAUCGCGCAGCACAAGAAGUUCGGCCUUGGCCAAGAAAGAGUUGCGGAUCGAGAGGGAGGAGAGCUAGCAAGUGGUGGAAACUCAACAAUUGCAGAUACUAAGCCAAAGCGAAAGAUACCGCUUGUCGAAUCCCUCGGAAACAAAUUACGAGUUGCCAAGAAGUUCAAGUCCAAUGACAACAAUUCCGAGCCGUCUUCCGAGGACGAGGAAGAAGGCGAUGGAGGGUAUCAAUUUCUUCAAUAUCUUAGGAAGAAGGCUGCUCGUGGGUCGGUCUUCUCGGUCCAUUGGGGUCCCACUCAGUCUGCACAACCAUCCGUUCAGCGAAAGCAGUGA